This is a messenger RNA of Colias croceus (clouded yellow), 870 nucleotides long. RefSeq names its product proteasome subunit alpha type-6-like. Gene Ontology annotation, cellular component: cytosol; proteasome core complex, alpha-subunit complex; nucleus. The transcript has 5 exons. The record is from RefSeq and is a predicted model, not a curated record. Bases 73 to 813 code for a protein of 246 amino acids. NCBI's taxonomy places the organism in Eukaryota, Metazoa, Arthropoda, Insecta, Lepidoptera, Pieridae. Gene Ontology annotation, biological process: ubiquitin-dependent protein catabolic process.
GAAUACAAGAACAAUUUUUUAAUUCAAUUUCUGCGUUUAUUAUUGUUGUAGUACACUUUUGAAUUCCAAAAUAUGGCUCGUGAAAGUAGCGCUGGUUUUGAUAGACACAUUACGAUCUUUUCCCCAGAAGGACGAUUAUAUCAAGUCGAAUAUGCUUUGAAAGCGAUAAACCAAGGCGGUCUGACGUCCGUGGCGCUGCGCGGUGCGGACGCCGCCGUGGUGGCCGCUCAGCGCAAGGUGCCGGACCGCCUGCUGGACCCCGCGUCAGUCACUCACCUCUUCAGACUUACAGACCGAAUUGGUUGCGUCAUGACGGGCAUGACAGCGGACAGCAAGUCGCAGGUCCAGCGAGCGCGCUACGAGGCGGCGAACUGGCAGUACAAGUACGGCACGGAGAUCCCGGUGCACAUUCUGUGCCGUCGCAUCGCGGACAUCUCACAGGUGUACACGCAGAACGCUGAGAUGAGGCCACUCGGCUGCAGCAUGAUGUUAAUCGCAUACGACGACGAGUCAGGCGCGAGCGUGUACAAGACGGACCCAUCUGGCUACUACUGCUCGUACAAGGCAGUUGCCGCUGGAGCCAAGGCUACAGACGCUAAUGCUUAUCUCGAGAAGAAGCUGAAGAAACGCUCAGACCUGUCCGCUGAUGAUGCGAUACAGCUGGCCAUCUCGUGCCUGUCACAAGUGCUGUCUGUGGACUUUAAGUCCUCGGAGAUUGAGGUUGGGGUUGUGAUGAAGGAUGAUCCGAAGUUCAAAGUUUUAACAGAGACCGAAAUUGAUAGACAUUUAACUGCCAUUGCUGAAAAGGAUUAAGGGAACAUCAGAAAUACUUUAUUAUUAAAAUUCAUUUAAUAAAAACUUUUACAUAUA